Molecule: messenger RNA, 2959 nt
Organism: Tachyglossus aculeatus (Australian echidna)
Lineage: Eukaryota; Metazoa; Chordata; Mammalia; Monotremata; Tachyglossidae
Gene: LRRC32
Product: leucine rich repeat containing 32
Exons: 3
Coding region: 557-2839 (760 amino acids)
Molecular function (GO): protein binding
Source: RefSeq, a predicted model, not a curated record
UUCAGAAAAAAGAGUAAGAGAAACAGAGACAGACAAAGACCGAGAGAGCCUGGGUGAGACAGAGGCAGACAGAUGAGAGGUGGGGGAAAGACAGGCCGGCCGAGAUGAGCGGCGGGGACAGACAGAGACUGAGAUGAGACACAGGGGUAGAGAUAGGCAGAGAUGAGGGGCGGGGAGAGACAGAGACAGGCAGAGGAGACAAGAGGCGGGGGAGAGCCCGGUUUGGAAGUCUGGCUGGGCCGCUGGGAGGGGCCGGGCUCUGGUCUGCUCUGGGCCCGGGGGAGGCUGUCGGGAGGUUUUCAUUAAGUUUUUCCUCUUCCCCCCGGAUUGGGCUCUUCUCCCUCUCCCGAGCUGAGCGCGCCUCGCCAGCAGGCCUGCAUCUCGGCUCCCACGGCCCCAGACUCGCCCUCCUCCCGGACCCGGCCGGAGCAGGAGCAGGAGGAGGAAGAGGAGGAAGAGGAGAAGAAGGAGAAGGAGAAGGAGGAGAAGAAGGAGAAGGAGGAGGAGGAAGAACAGGAGGCGGGAGUCCUCCGAGGCUCGGUAGGCCGUCAGAACCAUGAACCUCUGCCUCCUUUUAGUCCUGCUCGCGGCCGAGGGAGGAAUCUGCACCUUCCGGCCCCUGGAGGAGUCUCCCUGUGACAUGGCCCAGCUGGACGCCCUGUGCCCCUCCCGGGGUCUGGAGCAGGUGCCCGCCACCCUCCACCCCGACGUGCGCAAGAUCGACCUGUCGGGGAACCGGCUCCUUAGGCUGACGGAGCAGCCCCUGGCCUUCUACGCGGCGCUGCGCCACCUGGACGCCAGCGCCAACCGGAUCAGCGCCAUCGAGGCCGGGCUGUUCGCCCGCCUGCCCCAGCUGACCCACCUGAACCUGGCCCGCAACCGGCUGGACCUCCUGGCCCCGCCCGGCCCCUCCGGGCUGGGCCUCCUGCCGCGGGUGGCCAGGCUGGACCUGUCGGCCAACCGCCUGUUCGACGGCCUGGCCGAGGCCUUCCUGCGCGCCGCCCCGGCGCUGCGCUCCCUGUCCCUGGCCGAGAACAGCCUCACCCGCCUGUCGGCGCGCAUGUUCCGCGGCUGCCCGGCCCUGGAGGAGCUGGACCUGCACAGCAACGUGGUCCUGGACAUCGAGGACGGGGCGCUGGACGGGCUGAGCCGCCUGUCGGUCCUCAACCUCUCCACCAACUCCAUCACCUGCAUCUCCGACUUCAGCCUGCGCCCGCUGCGGCGGCUGGACCUGAGCCGCAACAGCAUCGAGAGCUUCCAGGUGGCCGAAGGCCCGGACCCCCCCGGCGGCCGGGACUCCCCCGACGGCCCGGACUCCGGCCACCUGGACUCCCCCGGCGGCCCGGACUCCGGCCACCUGGACUCCCGCGGCGGCCCGGACUCCGGCCACCUGGACUCCCCCGGCGGCCCGGACUCCCCCGACGGCCAGGACUCCGGCCACCUGGACUCCCCCGACGACCCGGACUCCGGCCACCGGGACUCCCCCGACGGCCCGGACUCCGGCCACCUGGCCUCCCCCGACGACCCGGACUCCGGCCACCUGGACCCCGACCCCAGUCCCGGGCCCGGCCAGUUCCGUCUCAGCUGGCUGGACCUGCGGGAGAACCGCCUGCUGCGCUUCCCGCGGCUGCCCCCGGCCAACCAGCUGACCUACCUGAGCCUGGCCAACAACCUCAUCCGCCUGGGCCCGGCCGACGGCCCCGAGGGCGGCGAGUGGCCGUCGAGGGCCCUGGGCCGGCUGCAGCACCUGGACCUGAGCUCCAACGAGGUGGAGGCGGUGCCCGCCGGGUUCCUGGAGCCGCUGGCGUCCCUGCGGGUGCUGAACCUGAGCCGCAACUGCCUGCGGGCCUUCUCGGGCCCCGCGCGGGGCCCGGGGCUGGCCGCCCUGGAGGUGCUGGACCUCAGCCACAACGCCCUGCGCCGGUUCAGCGCCGGGGCCCGCGGCCUGGCCCGCCUGCGCCAGCUGCUCCUGCAGCGCAACGCGCUGGAGGCGCUGCCCCCGGCCACCUGGGCCGGCCUGGCCGCCGUGCGGCUGCUGGACCUGAGGGGCAACAGGGUCAGCGUGUGCGAGCCCGGGCCGGGGCCGGGGCCGGGGCCGGGGCCCGUGGGCGGGGGCUGCGCCGCCCUGUCCGGCCUGGCCUCCCUCCGCCACCUGGACCUGGCGGAGAACGGGCUGGGCCGCCUCCCCGACGGCGCCUUCCGGGGCUCGCCGCUGGCCGCCCUCGACCUGUCCGGCAACCCGGGGCUGCGGCUCGGGGCGCGGGCCUUGGACGGGCUGGAGCCGUGGCUGCGCGCCCUGCACCUGCGGGGCAACGCGCUGGCGGCCCUGGCCGUGCCCCUGGCCCUCUUCCCGCACCUGGAGCGCCUGAGCCUGGCCGCCAACCGGCUGAGCCGGCUGCCCCGCUGGCCGGCCGGCGGCUCCCUGCGGGUGCUCGACCUGCGGAACAACAGCUUCAGCCACCUGCGGGCCGCCGACGUGGCCGCCUUGGCCCGGACCCUGCGGACCCUCGACCUGGCCGGGAACCCGCUGAGCUGCUGCGGGAACGCCUGGCUGGCCGCCCUGGUGCGCGGCCGCAGCGCGCUGCUCCCGGAGCCCGCCAGCCUCACCUGCCGCCUCCCGCGGGGCCCGGCCGGCCGGGAGGAGGUGCGGGUGUGCCAGCUGCGCCCCGACGACUGCCAGGACGGCCCGGACGGCCCGGACGCCUGGCAGCUCCUGCUGGCACUGGCUCUGCUCCUGGCGCUGCUCCUCCUGGCGCUGCUGCUUCUACUGCUGGCGGGACCGGCCUCCUCCUCCUGCGCCCGGCGCUACGGGCUCCGGCGGCGGCAGCUCAAAGCCUGAGGGACCCCCCCAUCCCACCCCCGACGGCCCCUUCUCCGGGACCCCCGGGAGUCCGGGCGCCUCGCCCGCUCCCUCCAACCCUCGCCCAACAGCCGACGGGGUUGAAGGAGGAGCGGCGCG